AAGUACUGAGGACGGGUUUUGGUAUAAAGCCGCUGCACGUAGCAUGAGCAGCAUAUCAGCUCGAUCCUUCAUCCUCACAGCCGACUGAAACUGAACAAUGUUCGGGAGCAAGAUAUUCGUAUUCGGAGUGCUACUAGCUGGCCUCUGUCUCGUGCAGGGUUCACGCUGGUGGACGAAGGACGUGUGCGAUAUGGACGGAUGCCAUAUCGAGUACCACGCUUUCCGUGCGGAGGAAAUAAAAGCGGUCGUUGCUGCGAACCCAAAUUUGUCUUCCGAACUAGCCGACUGCAUCGACAGGUUCGAGACCGACCUCGCCGGAAACAUGUACGAAGGAGGAAUAAUCACCGACUGCCUUUUUGAAACCAUACCAGUUGCGAAAUCUAAGAGAGAUUUGUGGAACAAAAUGUUCUUCUGCAUGAGGGCACAGCACGUGCUUCUGAAAAACACUGUAAUGCUUAACAUAGAAAUGGUGUGUUGAAAAUGAAUAAAACAUUUUGACUACAGAGGCAAAAUCACGA
This is a messenger RNA of Frankliniella occidentalis (western flower thrips), 518 nucleotides long. RefSeq lists its product as uncharacterized. The transcript is spliced from 3 exons. The record is from RefSeq and is a predicted model, not a curated record. Bases 98 to 478 code for a protein of 126 amino acids. NCBI's taxonomy places the organism in Eukaryota, Metazoa, Arthropoda, Insecta, Thysanoptera, Thripidae.